AUGCCAAGAAGUGAAUCUCCUAUUGUGGUUCCACAAAAAAAGGUUUGCUUGCAGAAGGCUGAAGUCUUGGUCCUCAGAGCCCACCUAGAAGACUGGAAGUCUGUGAAAGGUAAAGAAAGAUCGAGGGUGCUGCUUGCCAUCUACAAGGAAGCGUCCCUCCAAGCUCCCACCAAGGAAAAGGCCCUGUUGAAAGCUCGGCGAAAGAUUUACGAGCAGUGGUUGCAGAACCAGUCUCGCCGGAGAGGAGCUGCAAAGCCCCUUAUCAAGUAUGGCCGUCAUUGGACGGCGAGGCAAGUCUUGAUUCACACACACAAAGCCUCGAUUCGACAGGAGACGGGAGAGAUGGCUGGAAGCGAGGGGAUGAUUACCAGAUGGCCGAAGGCAGCAAAGACAGUCAUUAAUCAUUUGUCGGCGGAGGAGAGAGAGGAAGCGGAGGCCAUGGCAGAGAAGUGGAACAACGAAGCGGUGCCGCCGGAUAUUCAGGCCGAGGUCGCCGAGAGCAAGGGCGCCAACAUGAUCGAGCAUUUCACGACUAAAAUGUUCAAGAAAGCUGGAAUGAGGGUCUGCAUCCUAUCAGCUUGGAAGGACAGCCAAGGCAAGCUUAUGUUGGGAGGCCACGACUUCAAUGAACAGUUCGGGGAUGGAGAGAGCUUUAUCAAGACAAGGGAUUGGGACAGCAUCAUCAUGCCUGAAUGGGUGGAAUAUGCGGGGGAGCAAUUUGGCGAGGCCAUGUGA
Molecule: messenger RNA, 735 nt
Organism: Suillus discolor
Lineage: Eukaryota; Fungi; Basidiomycota; Agaricomycetes; Boletales; Suillaceae
Exons: 3
Coding region: 1-735 (244 amino acids)
Source: RefSeq, a predicted model, not a curated record